Messenger RNA from Notodromas monacha, 306 nucleotides. The record is from the annotation of a GenBank genome assembly. Lineage: Eukaryota; Metazoa; Arthropoda; Ostracoda; Podocopida; Cyprididae.
AUGGUAAAUAAUUUCCUGCUUGGGAGACACAGUUUCCCCUACGAGGUGGCUAGGAUAAACAAAAACCGGGUCAAUACGGAUCAGGUGAAAUCGGAGAAAUUGUUCCGAGCAUCACCUGCCUUUCACACUUACGAAUCCAGGUCAUCGUUCGAACUCGGAAAGCUCUUCUGUUCAAUACUCGGAUCAACACUUGGGCUCAACCUGGGAUUGACAGUCGCGUUUUCUGCAGUAGGCAUGCCAAUGUUUUACAAGGACAAAGAUGCCCCUUUCAUCAUGGAACAAUCAGCGAGGUCGAUUUUUAGUGAG